UCGACUAUAUAAUUUGGUGUUGCUUUUGAAAUAAGGUUACAUUGCGUAUUUUAUGGAACUAUUGCGAAAGUAAAUAUUAAAACUAAAACCUAAAAAUCAUAUCUACUGUUCAUUUUGGAAUUGAAAUUUCAAAUUAAAUCAUUAAUGACAGACUUGGACCAAUUUGGAAAUUAGCUCACUUUGCAUUAUAGAGUAAAUAUUUAUUAUCUGCACAGACUUUGGUACCAUUAUAUGGAAAGUAUUUAUUAAUUAUAAUUAGUUAUUUUAUGAGUUAGAUGUUCCUCUGAGUACUGAGUAAUAUUUAAGUAAUACGAGUAUACUUAGUUACGUAACUAACAUUAUCAAUUAAUUACUAUGACCUACAUUUAGAGUAUCAUUUACAUUAAUCAUUAGUUUACUUUUUAUACAACUAAUGCAUGUAUAUAGUCGUAUCUUUUCUUUAAUAGUAAUAAAAAUAUAUUCUUUGUUUAAAAACUAUUUGUAUAUUAAAUAAUCUCUAUUUGUUGGGUCAAAUUCUUAUUAUUUACUUAAUUUACGAUUGAGAAAUUCUCCCCCAAAAAUUUAUAACUAGUCUUUCCCCUUCUAACGGCCGACACGUACCUCAAUCGGGAAUCGAAUCUACUGACUUUGAACGCUCUGAAGUGGACACAGUGUAUAAUGUUGUUUUGGAUUUGACACGCUCCCAGCCGCUAACAACGAUCCUGUAUAAAAAUUUCAGAGAGCGCAGCAGGGUGGCGGCGUCCAAGUAUGCCGGCGGCGGGGUCUCUCUCGGGUCCGGCGCGCUGAGGCGCGGCAUGAAGUGCGCCGGCGCGGCGGGCGGCGGGCCCGACGAGCUGCUGCUGGGGGGCUGCUGGCUCGACCCCAAGCACGACGCGCCCUCGCCGCCCUGCCACGAGCUGCUGGACUCCCUGCUGUCCCCUCCGCCCGAGCUCAAGCCGCUGCCGCCCUUCACCGGCUACACCGGCCACCUUUCCAUCAACGGCAUCUCCGGCCACCACUUCCACGCCAUCGCGCAGCGCUUGCCCGAGGAGAACAACAACUACCCGACGCAGAGCGGCUACGGCGCCGACCACGACGUCGUCUCCUCCUCGACAUGCGCCGCCGACUCCGAGCCUCCCGACUUGGAGGACGUCAAACCCUUCCCUUUAGACACGGACACGAAACCGUUCCCGGAGUCUUCUGUGCCGUCAGUGGACUCGUGCGCCAAGUCGUGCUCGCCGCGUAAGUUCUUCGACGACAACAAGCCGGACAUGUAUCCGUGUGACAUCAGCUCCAUGGACGACAUAGCGGCCAUCAUCGGCUCGGCGAUAGCCGACACCACCGUGCCGUCCCAACCCGAAGACCCGGAGAAAAGCGACUCAAAAGACAGCUGGCUGGACAUCGACGCGUGGAUAGCGGGAGCGUACAGCCAGCACGGGGAUAAAAUCGUCCCACAGGAUUUGUCCGAGUUCGGUCUCCCCGGGUCUCCACCGCCUUCGCAGUGCAGUCAUCAGUCGAGCAUAGACUUUCCGUGCAAACCCAGUCAGGAGUUCUUGAAAAGCCACGAAUUUCUUCAAAAAAAUUUAGGCCACGCGGGAUCGACGCUUCAGUCGCUGCUAACGCAGAAUUAUAUGCCGCUCCUUCAGAAUAGAUUACAGAACGGUCCUCCAGUGAAGCAGGAAGCCCCGAGCUCGACCAGCUACGGCAUGGAUGUCAUAUCGACGUCCUCCCCGCCCGGCAACGCCGUGUCCACGACGGACGGCGUGGGCAGUCUGCUCAACGGGCGGUACGCCUCGCACUACGCACUAGGGCUGAAGCCGGACGGUCUCUGCAGCCCAGAUCGACUGCUGGGCUACCCGCACGCGCACACGACGACGGUGACGCCCUCCAACAAGAGCAAACGAAGUAGAGCAAAGGCAAAACAACCGAACAACGGUCUCCACGGCAGCUCGCUGUCGUUCGCGUCGGCGACGUCGGCGGAACUGAGCGGGCUGCUAGGCAAGGAGAAGCCGGUGCACCGCUGCGGGAUCUGCAACCGAGGGUUCCUGAACAAGUCCAACAUCAAGGUGCACCUGCGCACGCACACAGGCGAGAAACCGUUUCGGUGCGACGUGUGCGCGAAGGCCUUCCGCCAGAAGGCGCACCUCAUCAAGCACCAGCAGAUCCACAAGCGGAUCGGGCGGGACUAGGGGCGUGACCCCUCUACCGCUAGCUCAAAAUGAAGCAUUUCUGUAGCUCGUAGUUGUGUGCGUGAGUGGUGAGUGAACGAAUUCAUAUUUGUAUAUCUGUGUGGGUGCCCUCUAGAAUCUCGUGGUGUUUGUGUAUGACUCUAUCUAUGUAAUAUCGUUGUCUUAUAACGUUAGGAACGACGUCUGUUGUAACCCUGUAGAAUAACACUCCUCCUAAGGACAAGUGCAAUGUUAACUAGUUUUAAGUCCUUCAGAUUUAUUUUGAUGUAGAUAAUAUUGUUUAUAAUUUGUUAUGUAGCGAAAGUUUCUAUAACUUGACUUAUCCCUAUGUUAUACUCCUCGGUGGCCGCCGCCGUCGGUAAGUAUCGCGUUCCGUUUGAGUGAUGGCUCUACGGACGUCUACGAAGGCUCAUGGCGUCUCGUUUGUUACUCAGUAUCAGUACAAAAUAUCAAAUGUACAGCAAUUUCUAAAAAUCGUAGUCAAAUCUGAUUUUAAAACAAAUUCGUGGGUUUAAUAUUUCUGAUGUAUAUUUUACAAAGAUUAGAAAACGUUGACAAAACUAGACUUUGUUUUAAAGAUUUAACGUAAAUAAGCUCAGUGUCACACUCUAAAUAAAACGUAUUUUGGCUAAGAUUUUUACAAAAGGUAAAAAGUAGUGUUUGGCACUCAUUGAGUGGGAACUUUUUUGGUCGCUAAUUGUGCAUCCAUUUUUUAAUAGGAGAUCGAUGGUAAUGGUACAGAUAAAAAUAUAGAAAUUUACUUACAAACUAAAAUAUUUAUUUGGCGUUGACAUGUUCAACGAAACAAGAAAAUCUUCUUAGGAAUUAUAUUUCCGUAUGGUAAAAGAGUCCAUGCAGUUAUUUUCUCCCUAUUUGAAGUCAAAAAAUGAUUUAUAAAACACGCGUUUGUUUGUCUUGUUAUGCUUUAUAUGAUAUUGUAUAAUAUUAGGUUUUUUUGUACAUUUUGAGGACAAAGCAUAAGAGGCUACAUGCAGAAAAUAUUGAUUGAUUUAUUUAUUGUUAAGUUUAGCAAUUUAUUAAAAUAAAACACUUCCAAUAACUCUGUCCUUUCCAAGUUAACCCUUGUGAGUACUUACAUGACACUUUUUCUUCUUAACAACGUCACAAAUUAAAAUAAAACAUUAUUCUAGGAAUUUAAUAUACUAAAUUAUUAAUUAACUAAUAAUUUAUUUGACUUUUUUGCUUAUUUUGUUCUUUACAUUUAAAAAUAAUCAAUAUUGUUCAAAAUAUUGUCCUACCUUGAAAUAAAUACGAAUAUUACCAAAUUUCGUUUUACAAGGAAUAAUCUAAACUAUAUACACAUUACAUAUACUAGUUAAGUCAUGUUUAUGAUCUAUAAAAGCAAAGGCCAAGAAGGAGAUGAUUCAUACGAUUGUAUUUCAACUACCUAGAGCUACUUAACCUACAUAACACUAAACCUACAGAAACAUUUGAAUAGUGAAUAAUUCAAACUUUACAUAACAUUACAAUUGAUUUUUUUUUAAUAUUAUGAUUUCAUGAAAUCCCAGUUAGUUAGUUCAUUUUGAAAAUAUGUUUUCACGUUUUAAAUUAAUCACAUGAAAAUGAAUUACCAUAUGUGGCAAAAUUGGUAUGAAAUUUUAAAAAGAGCGAGAACUAAAUGCUAAUAAUAUCUCAAUUGUUAAUCUUGUUUUUCUGUCUGUAUGUAUAUUUUGAUAAUUGUAAUUAAACAGAAAAGGGAUUUGGAUGAUUUUCGGUUCAAAGAUUUCGGUACCAAGACUUUCCAACAACUUUCAAAUACGUUAUUAAUUAUUAUUAAUUUGCGGCAGUAUAUUACCUAAGUUUUCAUUCAUUGAGAUUGGACGUAGUUAUUUUUAUACAAAAUAAAUAACGCUCCUAAUUUUAUUUAGACAAAAUAGUAGAGCAUCCCAAAGUAAACUAUACGUGUAUUAACACUUUUGAUGCAGUAUGGGUUUUAAGUAGCCUGUACUUGUAUGUCUUACUUGCGCUUAAGAAAAACAGACUUGAUUAUCGUGUUAAGAGCUAUUAAAUUUAUUCCAUGGUAAACCUGCGUUUAGUGGGUACAUUGGUACCACACUGACAAAAUAAAGUUAAGUUUUAUGGGAAAAGAUCCUAAAUGAAAAUUUUAGUAAGUACAGGGUCCAAAACAUGAAAAAAAAAACUACAGAUAAAUCACUGUCACUGUGAACGUGUUAAAAUACCAGUCAUUAAAAUAAAUCCCUAGAAUGUGUUAAAAAAGUACGUUAUGAAUCCUUGGAGCGCUGAGUCGGCACACGCGAUCGGAUCCGCGUCCGGGAAACGGACGCUGAAAAACCGAGCCCGAUGUUCUAAUAGCAGCGAUCCGGUCUUACACAACCAGGCGCGCUGGUUAGGGCAAUGUAAUGUUGGUUUAGCACUACUGUACCUAGUACCUACCAUAUGAGAUAAAAACAAUCGGGAAUUUAUUUUGAUUUUAAUUAUAGAUUUUGAGCUAGAGAUGAACGUACUCGUAUUAGGUAACGUAGUUUAAUUUUUUUUUAAUUAAUUGCCUAUCAUUUAAUGAUUAAAUUACUAAUUUUAUUUUAAAUACGUUUGUCCAGUGGUUAGCACUGGUCAUGAGAUUCUAGAUUCGAGUUCUGUUUCGGGAGGUUUUUCUUUCAUAGAAAUUUUCAGUAGCAGCCCGGCGUUGAAAAAUGGACUUCUUACGGAGACUAAUCUCUGCAGGGAUCUGUAAAAACAGGAUGAUUAGAAAUAUACGAUGUUUAUUUUCGGGUUAAAUGUUUCUAUAGAAAAAACUACGUUCCAGUUGUACAUUUUAUCGUAAUAUACGCACAAUUUUAAAAAUGAAAUUACAAUUACAUUUUUUUAUUUAUUACAUUUAAAAUUUACUGCAGUUAUUACUUAAGCAAAUAGUUUUGAAACACAAAAUCCAUGACAAUAAUCACAAACACAUAAUUUUAUAUACUAACUAAGUAACAAAAUACUUUUACACUGUUUGAACGAGUAUAUUAUACUCAUAUUGGUUUUGAAUUCGAAUAAAAUGUUCAAUAAAAAUUUAAAUUAUUCAAUAAAUUUCGGUUUUGUCUAAAUAUGUAUUUCUUAUAAUUGACAUGAAUUGGACCGCAAUGGAUUAGGUAAAUUAUGUUUUUGAUUCUUGUCGAAAUUAGUUAUGUGACAUUCGCACAAAGUACCAUAAAAUUAGUUACUUAUACUUUACAACAAUUUGCCUUAUAUAUACCGUCCAAUAUAUGUAUAUACGAGAAUAUUUUUUUUAGUACUGAUAUUAUGUAAACUAUGUACGUGUUGUUCAUGAUAUAAAUAUUGUAUCACCCAACCCUGAAACUAAUAUAUCUGAUUAGGGUUAUAUUAUUAGGUAUGUAUCUCUAAAAUUGAUAUUAUUAUAUAAAUUAUCGUUAUAAGAAUGCGAUGCAAAUGUGAGGUGUUAACGGACGGUUUUAAAGCCUUAAGGCCUUAUCACACGGGGCGGUUGGAGCCGAUCUACUCACUGUGGGAUAAACGCGCGUUUGCGAAACGCUGUUUUUUAUAAUAUUUUGACAUACCUACACUUAGAUAUAUUAUAGUAGAUCUCCGAUUGAUAUUAUUCAUUCUAAACAAGUACGUACACUUUGGUAGCAAUCAAUUUAAAUUAAUCAAAAGUUUUAUUCUAUACAAUUGAGCUGUAUUUUGAGCUUAGGUUAAAUGUAACUAAUGUAGCUUUAUACGUAACAUAUUUAGUAUAUCUCCAUCCUAAUCUGAGUCAUCACUUAUCAGACUGAUGAGAUUGUCCUAAAUCUAAAUUACGUAAUCAUAAGAUAAUCGGAGUUCUACAAUACAUUUACUUAUUGGAUAAUUUUAAUUACGUAUUUAUUAGAACACUUAAAGUACAUGGAUAUACGAUCGUGUUUCGCUCGCAGCGUUUCCUACAGAGUUGGUAAAUAAAGUACCUUUUUAGUAUUAAGUCACACUAGUUAUUUAAGUAUUUAUUGAUAAAUGUAAUUUUGUAAUUUUAUUGUAAAUCCUUCUGUCCAAUUUCGAAUAUCUACAAAUGACAUCGGGUCACUAUCUGAUGAAUGUAAUGGUGCUCUCACAUUACUGUUAUCUGACGUUAUAUAUCAGAGUUGUGUUACAUUUACCUACUAACUUAAUUUGUUAUUACUUGUAUUUAAUAUUUAAUGAAACCAUCAUUAAACUUUUUGGAACCGAUUAAAUAAUGAAUUUAUUGGCUUGAAAAACAUAAUUUUCUAUAUAUACAUUAUACUGGUAGUAAAUUAGUUUUCACAUGUGAAUUUAUAAUUAUUUUUUACAUGCAUUACAAUGCUGAUGACUUAUGACUUUGUGAUACUUUUUUAAAUGUAAUAUAAAAAAAUGUUAAUUAACGUCAUAAAACUGCUAUGUGGGUGCACCAUAUUUUAAAGGUUGUAGCAAAGUAUUAUUGUUGCUUCAUAUGCAUUUUUAUAUAGAGAAUAUACAGAUUCAUGAGAUAGUGUUACUCGAUAGUACUUUUUAUAGUAGGUAAUGAAAUGUUGUAGUAAGAAAAAUGUUAUAUUUUCGAGAGGUUUUUCCAUUAUAAGUAACUUGUAAAUUGAUGUAAAAUAAAUGGAGAUUUUUUUUGUUAAU
Bicyclus anynana (squinting bush brown) is the source of this 6764-nucleotide messenger RNA. It is a transcript of the gene ich, whose product is annotated as ichor. Gene Ontology annotation, cellular component: nucleus. Gene Ontology annotation, biological process: embryonic pattern specification; embryo development; embryonic hindgut morphogenesis. The transcript is spliced from 3 exons. Bases 795 to 2168 code for a protein of 457 amino acids. The record is from RefSeq and is a predicted model, not a curated record. Gene Ontology annotation, molecular function: RNA polymerase II transcription regulatory region sequence-specific DNA binding; DNA-binding transcription factor activity, RNA polymerase II-specific. Lineage: Eukaryota; Metazoa; Arthropoda; Insecta; Lepidoptera; Nymphalidae.